Quercus robur (English oak) is the source of this 1984-nucleotide messenger RNA. RefSeq names its product protein EMSY-LIKE 3-like. Gene Ontology annotation, biological process: defense response to fungus. Gene Ontology annotation, cellular component: nucleus. The transcript is spliced from 10 exons. The record is from RefSeq and is a predicted model, not a curated record. NCBI's taxonomy places the organism in Eukaryota, Viridiplantae, Streptophyta, Magnoliopsida, Fagales, Fagaceae. Bases 302 to 1612 code for a protein of 436 amino acids.
AAAAAAAAAAAAAGUGGCACGUAUUGCUCACUCUCUCACACAAAGUCCGAAAAACCCCAAACUCUCUCUUUCUCUCUCAUCAAUAAUCAGAGAGUUGCCGUUGAAUCCCUCGCCUUCACAGAAUCACAAAUCCACAUCCAAACGUCGUCGUUUCCCAAGCUCCACUCUUUUAAGCUCAAAUUCAAGCUCAGCUCUCUCUCCGACCAAUUUUCGCUUCCCAAUUUCUCUGUGAAAGCUUUUAGGGUUUUCUCUCUUAUUUGCUCUUCAAAUUGGGGGAAAAAGCUUUGGUACUAAGCUGGCUAUGGACUACGAGCCCUACGAUAGCAGUGGAACUGAUGAUGAUCUUCCUCCAUCACAUCAAAAUAGAAUUCCUAGAGGGCGUGUUGCCGGAAAUGGAAGAUCUGCUGUGGCUUCUGUUCCAUAUCCUAGGAUGUAUGGUGAAACUGAUAUGGAGACCCAAAUUCACCAACUCGAGCAAGAAGCAUACAGUUCAGUUCUAAGAGCCUUUAAAGCUCAAGCUGAUGCCAUUACUUGGGAGAAGGAAAGUUUAAUAACAGAACUUAGAAAAGAGUUGAGACUAUCAAAUGAGGAACACAGAGAGCUUCUAGGACGGGUUAAUGCAGAUGAUGUCAUUCGAAGGAUAAGGGAGUGGAGACAGACAGGUGGGCAUCAAUCUGGCAUGCUCGGUACUGGUCAAGCUGCUCAUGAUCCAAUACCCAGCCCUACUGUCUCUGCAUCUCGCAAGAAACAGAAGAUUUCUCAGCCAGUACCAUCACAAUCCUAUGGUGGACCAUCUCCUACGUUUCACCAACAAGCAGUAGCAGCAUCUCACCAGCCAUCUUCGUCCACCGCAAAGCGAGGAUCAAUCCCAGGACCAAAGGGCAAGAAGCAGAAACCUGGUCAGGUUUUGCCUGGUGCUUCUUCAAUGAAGCAGUAUCCUCUGUCAGGCCCUACUGGGAGGGGUCAGGUUGCUAAUAGGGUUUCUUCUGGUGCUCUUGCGGGUGAGCAUCCCGAAGGAGCAACUUUUGAUCCAUUGAUUGGGAGGAGAGUGAGGACCAGGUGGCCUGAUGACAAUAACUUUUAUGAAGCUGUUAUAACUGACCACAAUCCAGUUGAGGGGCGACAUGCUCUGGUCUAUGAUAUUGGCAGUGCAAAUGAGACAUGGGAAUGGGUUAAUCUCUCGGAGAUCUCCCCUGAGGAUAUCCAAUGGGUUGGCGAGGAUCCUGGAAUCCCCCGUCGAGGGGGUUAUGGUGGAUCAGGUCAUGGGAUGAAUAGACCCAUUGGCCGUGAUGGUAUUCCAGGUGCAGGAAGAGGUAGAGGGGCUACAAAGGGUCAUGCCAGAAAAGAUUUUCUGCCAUCGCAAAAUGGAAUUGGAAAGAAAGCACCAGAUGAUAUAAAAAUUCUUCACACAGAUACUCUAAUCAAGGAGGUGGAGAGAGUUUUUGGUGCAAAUCAUCCAGAUCCUCUUGAAAUUGAGAGAGCCAAGAAAGCAUUGAAGGAGCAAGAACAAGCACUUGUUGACGCAAUUUCAAGGCUUAAUGAGAUUUCUGAUGGUGAAAGCGAUGAGGGUGGCCACCAGUUCUCGCUUGGGCAGUCAAUGGAUCGAGAUUGAUUAGGGACUGGUUACAACAGAAAGCAGGAUUAUAACAUACAAUUUUAAGGCUGGAGGAGGUUAAUAUGAUGGAUAGAGUGUUAAGAUUUUAUAAUGGAAAAAUCUGAUUUGAAGGUUACUUUCUAGUAUAAUACUACCAUCUUCCGACUCUCUCUCUCUCUCUCCCCCGCUGGGGAUGACUCUGGGCUUGGGACAAUUAGUAGGAUAGUGCUAUUGUAGGGAUGGAUGGGUAUUGUUGUAGCUGCUGCUGGGUUAAUAAUUUAUUGGUUAACUGAGUUCACUUAGGAGAUGCUGAUGCUAGUGUACAAUACAUUAUUUGGUUAGUGAUUAACGUGUGGUGGUCCUGUAUAAAUUUGUGUUAUUCAUGCGUAA